Molecule: messenger RNA, 425 nt
Organism: Anopheles coustani
Lineage: Eukaryota; Metazoa; Arthropoda; Insecta; Diptera; Culicidae
Product: small integral membrane protein 13
Exons: 2
Coding region: 144-425 (93 amino acids)
Source: RefSeq, a predicted model, not a curated record
UGAACCAUUCUUUGUUGUUUUGAAAACAUUAAUUACAGUAGCGGUACUACGUGGAUCUUUAAGCUGUGGUAGAAAGUGUACAUUUUCAUCUAUUCUACAAGGAUAUACUCUUGCAAGUUAAAACUUCACACAGAAAUGCAAUUAUGAAUGUGCAAGAAGGUAUCAAUGCUGCCUUUUCUGUGCUCGUUUCGCUGCUCAUAGUAAUAGUGUUUGUUUGCUUAGGUUGGUAUCUGGUCUGGAAGCUGUUUCUGUCUCGGUUCAAGCUGGUGCGUGAGCUCCUCGGCAUUGCACAGUCGAACGAACACUCUCCGGCUCAUACGCUAGGCAAGGAUUACCCAACACCCAGCGGUAACAGCAGUAGUGCCGCAAGUAGUGCCCUAACUGCCGAUAGCAAGUCACGCGCCCGUAAAGUGCGAAGAGACUAG